Molecule: messenger RNA, 1398 nt
Organism: Venturia canescens
Lineage: Eukaryota; Metazoa; Arthropoda; Insecta; Hymenoptera; Ichneumonidae
Product: sentrin-specific protease 2-like
Exons: 1
Coding region: 1-1398 (465 amino acids)
Biological process (GO): proteolysis; protein desumoylation
Cellular component (GO): nucleus
Molecular function (GO): deSUMOylase activity
Source: RefSeq, a predicted model, not a curated record
AUGGAAGUAUCAACGCAGACAAAGAGCCAAACAAAAAGAAAACACUUCAUCCAGCAGACUGGCCAAGAAGGAGGUUGGGACGGCGAGCAAGAGGUAGAAGAGGUUGAGGAAGUCGAGAGGAUGAACGGGACGAGAAAGAGAGGAACCAACGAUCAACAGCGGGAAAAUGGGCAGGAGUGCAACAAAAUGGGAAAGAAAAAGAAAAAGGCAACACAAAACUCAGAGACACAGACUCCACGGGCAAAGAACAAAACGACCCAAGCUUUUAAUUGGCGAUUGAUAAAGGUAGACACAGGCAACGAGAGAAUGGGGAAUAAAGAAAAAAUUUCGACACUCAUACAAAAACAUCGGCGAAUUCAACACACUCCAAUGGAGAUGAUCUUGCCAAGUAGACUGUCCCCGACAAAAGACGAUAGGUCAGCGCCACCAACAACAAAGAAUGAAGGAAGAGACAAACAAAGAGAAUAUGAAAUGAAUAAGAGGAAAGAAUACAAAGAAAAAAUGGAAAAAAUGCAAGAAAAGAGGAACGAAGGAAAAGAAUGGGAAAAGUGGACAGUAGGGGAAUUCGUUUGGAAAAACAUGGAUGAUGGAUCAAAGCCAGAAAGGAGACAACCGGGAGAGAUAGAAACAAUAAAGAGGGUAAUAACGAGAAUAAGCGGAGACGAACGACAGACCCAGGAGGGAGAGGGAAUCAGUAAAGAGGAAGGAAGACGAGUAACGUCAGGGAAGAGCAAGAAAGAAGAUAAAGAGCAUAAAGAGGAAGAACAAAAAGAGGAACAGCCUAGCACGGAGAGUCAGCGAUCCCAUAUUUCGCCCCAGAGCCUGAUCACACUGCAGGGAAAAAACUGGGUGAAUGAUGAAGUGAUCAACACUUACCUGACGUUAAUCACAAAUCAAUCUAAGGCAAGCCCGGAGAAACACGUAAAGGUACACGCUAUGAGCUCUUUUUUCUAUCCACGUCUCCAAGCGGGAGGAUAUCCGGCGGUCCAGCGGUGGACCAAGAAGAUCGACCUCUUUUCUUUCGAUAAGAUCCUUAUGCCUCUGCAUUUCGGCAACCAUUGGUGUCUGAUAUCAAUUGAUACUAAAAAGAAAAUCAUCGGUUUCUUUGACAGCCUUCAUGGCGGGGACAGGGGUAGCCUGACCACGACGAUGAAUUACUUAACCCAGGAAGCAAGAGAGAGGAAGAAUCCUGGAUUCAAGCCGGAGGAAUGGGCGAUGAUCAUAAGGAAGAAAAUUCCCCGUCAGAGAAAUAGCUUCGACUGUGGGGUGUUUGUCUGCCUCUUUGCGGAGUAUGAAGUCGCCAAUCGUCGCAUAGAUUUUACACCGGAAGACAUGAAAGAACAAAGAAAAAGAAUAGUGAGGGACAUCGUGGCAAACAAGUUAAAAAGCCUCAAAUAA